Messenger RNA from Saitoella complicata NRRL Y-17804, 376 nucleotides. RefSeq lists its product as uncharacterized. The annotation marks the transcript as partial. Lineage: Eukaryota; Fungi; Ascomycota; Saitoellomycetes; Saitoellales; Saitoellaceae. The transcript has a single exon. Gene Ontology annotation, molecular function: phosphatidylserine decarboxylase activity. Gene Ontology annotation, biological process: phospholipid biosynthetic process. The record is from RefSeq and is a predicted model, not a curated record.
GUGGUGGAAGGAGCUUGACGGGGAAUACUACGGGGUUGAUCCAAUCUGCCUCCAGAGCGACAUUGACAUCCUCACCGCAAAUGCUCGUAGUGCGUUCUGCGUCAACUCCCCAGCAUUCGGAGAGGUACUCUUCGUCGCCAUCGGUGCGGAGGACGUCGGUACAGUGAAACUCAAUGAUUCCUGUAAGACCGAGGGAGCGGAGAUCAAGAAAGGAGAAGAAGUGGGCAUCUUCGAAUUCGGCGGUAGUUCGAUUAUCGUUGCGUUCGAGAAGGGCAGGAUUGAGUUCGAUGAGGAUUUGAGGGAGGUAUCGAAUCAGUCGAUCAUGAUGGAUAUCGACGUCGGAAUGAGCUUGGGAAGGGCCACGACGCCGCAGUGA